AAGUGCUCAUUGCUAAAAGUCCUCCGAAAAUGUGAACCAGAAACCAGUGGAGUUUAGCUAGAUACCUUUCUUUUUGUGCUGCUGUAAGUGGAGCUUAUUUAAACACAUUCUUCUAGAAUGAAAAGAGAAAAUGGACAUGCACACACGCCCAACGCUAUUUAGUGAAAUCGCACAUGGCCUGGGCUUCUGGACGGACCGAUCAGAAGUGCACGAAGCAGCAGCUCAUGGUCGAGCAGCAGAACUUCAGCGGCUCAUUAAAAAUGGAGCGAUGGUCAACAUCAUGGCUGUGGACUCCAUAACGCCGCUGCACGAGGCUUGUAUUCAAGGCCAAACACAGUGCGUCCAGCUGCUCCUGGAGGCUGGAGCUCAUGUGAACGCCCGUAACAUAGACGGGAGCACGCCGUUAUGUGAUGCUUGUGCAGCUGGAAAUCUAGAGUGUGUGAAGCUGUUGUUGGAGUACGGCGCCACAGUAAACCCUCCUCUCUUCACAUUCUCUCCCCUUCAUGAAGCCUGUAUGGGGGGUAACAUCGAGUGUGUGCGGCUUAUGAUAGCCAAAGGAGCACUGAUGGAGGCUCAUGACUGCCACUUUGGGACUCCUCUUCACGUGGCUUGUGCUCGGCAGCAUCUAGAAUGUGUCAGGGUUCUACUAAAUGCAGGUGCAAAUGUAAAUGCUGCAAAGAUUCAUGAGACGGCCCUUCACCAUGCCGCUAAAGCAAACAAUCUGGAGAUGAUCGAGCUUUUGGUCGAAUUUGGGGGUAACGUGUUCGCCAGAGACAACCUCGGGAAAAAGCCCAUUCAUUACUGUAGCCCUGGCUCAGCUGCAGCCCUCUGCCUCAACUUCUACGAAAGUAUGUUUUAUUACGGGAGCCGCCCAGUCUACAGCAGUUAUGCAGGGUUGCACUCAGAAGUAUUUUGGGAAAACGGGUGCUGGAGGCGGUGCCACGGCUGGGUCUGCCCAAUCGGAUGAUCUGCUACCUCACUUAUACGCCCACUCCGUUACCUGAGCUCCUGCCCUGCACGUACACCGAUACCAGCCAUGCGCCUGGAGAGUAAGGAGAACCGCAUAAUUACUCAUGUCUGGAAAUACAUCUUCUUGUUGUUAUUUAUUAUUAUUAUUAUAUAACAGAGACUCUCAUUCCAUCUGUCUAUCUAUCAAUGCCACACAUUCUCUCCAUCCAGCUUUUUAUCAAUCUACCAGUAACACACACUCUAUAUACUUGUGUCCCUCUCUUACGUCUUGUCUUUCCUACUUAGGAUGCCCUAUCCAUCUAUCUAUUUCCGUCACACUCUCAGUCCAUCUGACUUUCUACUUGUAUCACUCUAUUUGCUAUCUGUCUUUCAACCAGUAACUGUCUAUAAGCUCUACCCUUUCUUUUUUUCUACCUUUCAACUUCAUAUUAACUUCAAGCUUAUGCGAUAACUCUCAGACUGGCUUUGUUAAACCAAUAUCAAGGUUUGUUAUAGCAAAUUUUACCUGUGUGUACGAAACAGAGUAUACAUACACUAUAUGGACAAAGGUUUGUGGACACCUGGUCAUAAGAUUCAUAUUUGUUUUUUGAACACCCCUUUUUUCAACCUCCA
This is a messenger RNA of Silurus meridionalis, 1581 nucleotides long. RefSeq names its product ankyrin repeat and SOCS box containing 13b (gene asb13b). Bases 131 to 967 code for a protein of 278 amino acids. The record is from RefSeq and is a predicted model, not a curated record. Gene Ontology annotation, biological process: intracellular signal transduction; protein ubiquitination; positive regulation of protein catabolic process. Lineage: Eukaryota; Metazoa; Chordata; Actinopteri; Siluriformes; Siluridae. Gene Ontology annotation, molecular function: protein binding. The transcript has 6 exons.